ACGGUGGUUGGUUGAAUCCCGGCGCAGCCAGUGGACAUAGGGAAGCACGUGUAUACGGACGUGUAUAUUGACGGGAUCUUGUUCGCGGAAACGUUUGGAACCAUAAAUAUAUAUAAUAGAAGCAACAAACAGGCUUCCAAGGGACAAGAGUGUCCGCGACGUGAAUCCUAACCUCUCUGGUGUACCGAUACGCGUUAUCGCACUCUGUGGGAAAUUCCCUGGAUACAAUACGUCAAGAAGUCAGGAGCUGAGGAAUUCACUUGGUACUCUUGGCCUGUCUUCUUCACUUUAAUUCUCGUAGACGGUGGGCGUGCGUGUGUUUUAUCCCGGCCGUGACAGUACUGUUGGGACUUCGUUCUACUGGCAGUCAUUCCAAGAACAACACGACAAACACUCGCCGGCCCUGACCGCUCGCAGAGACUCGCGAUUAACGCGGGCGCUGCUUAUCGAUUCUAUAUUAUAUCCAUCUCUGUCUUGAGUAUCUUCUUCCUUUUCUUUAUCUUUCUAUUAACUGUGCCGCACUGUGUUUUAUCAAGUGAACUGUGAACGCGUGCACCGACCGGCGUACCGUGAAUUACGUUGAAGUUUCCUCUAACCGGUUAUACUGUGCCGGAGGAAUAGUCUUCAGUUAAAUUGUGACAUACUGAAAGUGAUAAUCAUCGCCGGGGAAUUUACACUCUACGGGACAAAUACGGCACGAGGUAUCACGAUUCUUUCAUCGGCUCGCUGCAAUUUACCGUCCCGUGUUUUAAGGCUGGUUCAAAAUCUGCCUGACUAGGAAGGAACGACUUCCUCGUUGCAGCAGACGGCAAACUCAUUGGACGUGCCUGGAUUUUCGAAGGACUUUAUCAAUUUUUUGGCCUCGUCAGGAACGUGCCAUGAAGAGGCUUUAGUUGGGCGCUUUGAGGGGCGCUCUUGCCCAUCGCCUUGUUUUGUUCCUAGUAAAAAAAUUAUCCACUUACACGAAGAGGAGGCGGAAGUCGUAGCUUCGCUCUUUUCACAACACCAUGGAAUUCUAUGAUGUGGGUAGCGGAGAUCUACGGGAACUAUGGGAAUCAUAUCUGGCGGAGCCGGCACUCGGCCAGGACGUCCUGAUGGCUACCCGCGACGAGGAAUGGGGCAGCGUGCUCUGUCUCAGGGACAAAUCCAGCCUGGGCGUCGUCCUCAGGGAUCGACUGAUGACCGACGCUGCACUUGGUGGACCCAGACCCAUCAAGUCCGAGCACAGUUACAGCCUGCUGACAUCCAGUCCGCCACCGAGUCCUGCCACUCCUGGUGACAAUCCUCACACGCCUAAUUCCGGAUCCACGGCUGGCCCUGAGAAGAUUUCCGGUACCGCUGUUGAACAUCACAAGGCUCUUCAGUUGCGAAAUAGAAUAGAUGACAUGGAGGAGGAAUGCUUCCCGGCCAUAUCUCUUAACACGGCCACGGGACGUGGAUCACCUUCGUCGUCGCAGAUCUCCUCCUCAACUCCGUCCACCGAUCUGGCCCUAGCUGCUAGACUACCACUUGUACCUGAUGCCGGCACGAUGACCCUGACCUGCGAGGAGAUCAAGGGAGAACCUCUUAGCCAGCCCAGCAGUCCCUGCGCGCCCUCUAAUCUAGUGGACUACAAGAACACCAUCGCCGUGGUGGCUCCUCAUCGUUUACACUUCACCAGGAAUCAUCUUGAGCACACGAGCGAUAGCGAGGAGGACGAAGAAGAGUAUUAUCAGGGUAUGGAGCUAGAAGAUUGUGGUGUCAUCAGCAUACCUGGUGACGUCGGUUUACACGCCUCCAGACAAGGUCUACCUCCUACGCCACCCAGCAGCGCGAGCUCUGAUAGCGAGGGUGCUGUAUCGGCUUCCUGUUCACCGGAAAGGAGGGACUCUCAGGGUUCUGGACACGUGCAGAAUCUGCGGGGACUUCUUGCUCCGCGUCUUUAUCUCAGCAACGGGCCGCAUACGCACUCCACAAGGCAGCCCAUUCAUACACCUUUAAUAUCCUGUCAGCCUAAGGGAUCCACGGGAGUGCUUACUCUGACGGAGGAGGAGAAGAGAACUUUGAUUGCUGAAGGAUAUCCGGUACCAACGAAACUUCCGCUCACUAAGCAGGAAGAGAAGUCUUUGAAGAAGGUCCGAAGGAAAAUUAAAAAUAAGAUCUCAGCUCAGGAAUCUCGCAGGAAGAAGAAGGAAUACAUGGAUGGCCUGGAGAGGCGAGUCAUGCUACUGGCCAAUGAAAAUUCUUCUUACAGGGACAGAUUGAACACCCUGGAAGGGACGAAUCGUGAACUCCUCAAGGAGCUACAGCGUCUACAAACUCUUCUGCAAGUUCAGUCUUCCUAAUUAGAACGAGAUAAUCAUUGUACACUGCGUUAUUGCAAUUUAGCUAUUGUCGUUCGGGUCGCGUGUUCCAAUUGUCUUUAGAAACAAAAAAAAGAAGGAACCAAAAGACAAAAGAGUGCCUUGCCUUUGUCCAUCGUGACGAGAAUGAAAAUAUUUUGUGAAACUACAACGCGUAAGACCUUCAACGAAAAUGGAAGCCAAUUACUUAGCUCCACCAAUGUCUUCCUUCAUUUGACACAGUGCGGUACACAUUCUUAUGUACAGUCCUAGGACGACUUUUAAACUUUUAAUGAUAAUCGAGAAACAUCAUGUUACAAAUACGAAUUUAAUUGUAAAUCGAUUUUUAAUGAAAAAAAAAAAAAGAGAAACACGAGUGCCUCCUAUCGCCCUAUCACACUACAGUGUGUUUAAGAGUGUCUUCUAGAGUGGUGUUCAAAGAUAGGACGGCCACUUAUCUCUCAUGAAAUUUGUCCAUUUUUAUUCCUGAGAGUGAGUCCGGGCGUCGAUUGAGCGUAAACUUCUUUAUUUUUUAUUUUUUUUUAAAUAUAAUUAUAACGAAUAGACCAAAAUUUACGGCGCGCCGUAAACGCUUGAAAUUGAUUCCAGGACUUCGUUAUAUAAAUAUACACCUAUAUACUACAUGCGUGAUAUCGUUGUAAAGGUCAAGAAUAUAUAUAUAUUUGUUAUAUCGCGAAUAACUGCUGCGCAUAGUGGUGCUAGGUGUUAUUAGCCUGUAAUAGCCAAAUCGUUAGCUUCUGUGUCGCUGAUUAGAUUUUUCGUUUGAAAUCUGUUUUUUUUUCUUCCCUCUUUGCAUUUGUAAGUCCAAUAAUCAGCGAACAGAUUCUUCUGUUCAGUUCUCUCGCAUCAAUUAGCGAGUGCAGUAGCAGUUACCGAAAACUCGAGACGGUCGGAAUUAUAUUUAAUGCACAGGCAAGCGUAUACAGGGUGUGUUGCGUAAUCUUCCUAUAAAUUUCUAAUUAAGUAAAACAAAAAUGAAUUAAAUCGUGUCACACCCUGUAUAAACCAGACUGUUUCGAGUGGCGUUGCCAAAUAGCCAGGGACGUGCAAAUCAUUCCUUAAUUAAAUAGUGUGCGUGUGCGUGUGUGGACAUAAUUAUUGUGCAUAAAAAUAAUUAGAGAGAAAAAGGAAGGGAGAGAGAGAGAGAGAAUAUUAUAAAUUUAAUAAAUCGCGUAUAAGCGUAUAUUUUGUGUGUGACUGAAUUUUGAUUGUGUGACAAGAAUACACGAAGAUUCGCAGAAUCAA
Messenger RNA from Cephus cinctus (wheat stem sawfly), 3587 nucleotides. It is a transcript of the gene CrebA, whose product is annotated as cyclic AMP response element-binding protein A. The transcript is spliced from 7 exons. The record is from RefSeq and is a predicted model, not a curated record. Bases 1008 to 2324 code for a protein of 438 amino acids. Gene Ontology annotation, molecular function: DNA-binding transcription factor activity, RNA polymerase II-specific; cAMP response element binding. Gene Ontology annotation, biological process: regulation of transcription by RNA polymerase II. NCBI's taxonomy places the organism in Eukaryota, Metazoa, Arthropoda, Insecta, Hymenoptera, Cephidae.